This is a messenger RNA of Pseudopodoces humilis (Tibetan ground-tit), 573 nucleotides long. The record is from RefSeq and is a predicted model, not a curated record. Lineage: Eukaryota; Metazoa; Chordata; Aves; Passeriformes; Paridae.
UCCACUUCUCUCACCUCCUUCUCCUCAGGAAUCCUCAGGUGCACCUGUGACCCCGAGCCAUGUCCUGCUGCAAGCCCUGCGACCCUUGCUGCCAGCCCUGUGGCCCCUGCUCGCUGGGCAGCAGCUGCAAUGAGUGCUGUGUCAGGCAGUGCCAGAGCUCCCAUGUCAUCAUUGAGCCGCCUGCUGUGCUGGUGACCCUGCCCGGCCCCAUCCUCAGCUCCUUCCCACAGAACACCGCCGUGGGAUCCUCCACCUCCGCUGCCGUUGGCAGCAUCCUCAGCUCUCAGGGAGUGCCCAUCAGCUCUGGGGGCUUUGACAUCUCCAGCAUCACCAACUGCUUUGGUGGCAGCAGAUGUCAUCCCUGCUAAAUCUGCUGGCAUCAUCUUUGGGCAAGAGCAUCUAAUUUUCCAUUUUUCACCUUGCUCUCUCUCCUUCCUUUGCUUUCCAUAUCUCCCCAGGCCAGCCUAGAUGGAGCUGGUGGCCUCCCUCCCUCUGCAGGCCAGGCAUCUUUAUGGCUGUUUUUAGUGCUCCAUCUGAGCCACUUCCUUUUCUUCUUUUGACUCAUUAAAUUUG